Messenger RNA from Dufourea novaeangliae, 1784 nucleotides. RefSeq names its product tyrosine-protein phosphatase non-receptor type 7-like. The transcript has 8 exons. Gene Ontology annotation, molecular function: protein tyrosine phosphatase activity. The coding region runs from base 1 to 1731 and encodes 576 amino acids. Gene Ontology annotation, biological process: protein dephosphorylation. The record is from RefSeq and is a predicted model, not a curated record. NCBI's taxonomy places the organism in Eukaryota, Metazoa, Arthropoda, Insecta, Hymenoptera, Halictidae.
AUGGCUGUUUACACGUCCACGCAGCCGCUAGUUUCAAACCGCGGGCCACGGUUCGCGCAGGAGAACACGAUCCACCUCGUGGUCCUGUCGUGCGUGCUAUUCGCUAAAGGAGGUACUAAUACUCCAUUGACUAAUCAUUAUGUGAAUGACUUAAACUAUUAUGACAUCUCAAGCAAUGACGAUAAUUCAGAUCUUUUGGAGAAGUUUUAUUUAAUUACUGAACAAAGGUGGCACACAGACACAGUGCUACCUAUCCCUUUACUGCCAUCUACAGAGGGAAUGUCUGCUCGAUCUCAUCACAGGAUUCCUCAGUCCAUAACGGGACUGGACGAUGCUGGAAUGGAUUUGCAAGCAGCUCAACUCAGUACCCGUGCAGGACAGGAGGUACACUCCACUGCAACUUUAUCAUGGCUAGACUGGCAGUUAUCGCUCUUUAUAGCACUUUGUGCCAUCGCUGGUGCUAUUCUCUUUACAUACUUGAUUUUGUUAUGGCUAAGAAAACAAAUGUCGCGUGAAAAGGAUGCAGAGGAUGGUGAUAGGAGAGGUUUGGUAGAGGAAGGUACUGUCUGUCAUUCAGAGAAGCCUACUAAAUCUACAAAAGUAUCUGUUGAGGGCCAAUGGGUUCACCAACCUACAGUGAAACCAUCUGUAUCUGUUCAAUCUGUCCGACCAGUUACUCAGGCCACUGGUUUACCAGAGGUAAUGUCAGUGGCAACACCAGAACGUAGACCAGAACCUAUACGGAUAAAAGCUAAAGGAUUACUCGAACGACGCGGUUCAAGCGCAAGCUUGACUAUAGAAUUGGCACCUCCUCCUGAAAGUCCACCACACGUAGUUACACCUACACGCGAAUGUACCGCAGAAGAAUUUUUGUUGAGCGCUGGAAAUGUCUUAUCGAGAUCUCAACUAAAGAAGGCGGUCAGUGAUCCGUCAUCGCUUCAUAAAGAAUUCUGGGAAGUUCCAUUAAAUUUUCCCGAGGAACUAGAUAUUUGUGGAUCUUGGUCGAAAAAUAGAUACUGUUCCGUGUUACCAAAUCCACAGUCGAGAGUGGUUCUACCAGGUUCUUCCGAUGAUCCUCUUUCUAGCUACAUCAAUGCCAAUUUCAUUCGGGGAUACGAUGGAGAAGAUGCACGCUACAUUGCAACACAGGGACCAUUGGCUCAGACAGUAGCUGACUUCUGGAAAAUGGUCUGGUCAGAGAAAGUUCCUGUCGUCGUUAUGAUGACAAAGCUACACGAAGCUGCUAAAACCAAAUGCGAAGCAUAUUUUCCGCUGGAUAAAAACAGUCGUAUACAAGCUGGACCUUUCACUAUUACCGCUACUUCUAUUGACACCAGGGACGGUUAUACAGUCAGGGAUUUAGAACUUAGAUUUGAAGGGGAAAGAAGACACGUGCAGCAUUAUUGGUAUGACUCAUGGCCGGACCAUGCAGUCCCUGAAGUUGCGGAUACUUUGGUUAGUUUAGCAGCGGAAGUAAACACUCUACCAGGACCUGUUGUUGUUCACUGUAGCGCAGGAAUUGGACGGACUGGAUGUUUCAUAGCUUUAGCAACGGGAAUGACACAACUAUUGCGGGAUGGAAACGUGGAUGUUUUAGGAAUUUUAUGUCAAAUGAGGUACGAUAGAGGAGGUAUGGUUCAAACAGCUGAGCAGUAUGAGUUUGUUCAUCGUGCACUUUGUUUGUAUGAACAAACGCUGGACGGUGGUAAAUCGUCGAGUGUAGGAGAUUGACGCGACUAAGAAGUGACCAUGGGGAUUGAUCAGAAUUCAUUGGAAGAAAGAUU